Molecule: messenger RNA, 528 nt
Organism: Cooperia oncophora
Lineage: Eukaryota; Metazoa; Nematoda; Chromadorea; Rhabditida; Trichostrongylidae
Source: the annotation of a GenBank genome assembly
AUGUGUUAUCAUGCCACCAUACAAAACGAUAUCAAAAGGAUUGGAGCCCGCUGCUUUGAGGAUCCUAUAGUUUCCCACAAGCUUACAUAUUCUGUGGUCGAUCCUCCACAUCAUCAGUUUACUUUGCUACGUGCACGCGAUUCAGCAGGCGGUUCCUUGGAAGUGUCACGAUCGUUAAGUAAGGGCAAGAACCGGACAAAAAUGGGAAGAGGUGAACAUUUGCAGCGAAAAAUUCAAGCAGCCAAUGAGUCAGCGGAGGCAUUCCGCGUUGUUUUGCGGAUCACAAUCGCAUUGCUCGUCUUCACAUUGGUUUUCACUCUUCUGAUGUUCCUUCACUAUAAACGAGCGAUUGGCAUAUGGCCAAGUCUCCAUCCCUAUCACAAGGCUGUGCUCACUACGACAGUGGCGGUCACAGCACCACCGCCACCACCACCACCUCCUCCACCUCCGGCAGGUGAUCUAGGCGGCGAUGAAUAUGGGAAUGGUCAUGGAGAUGAAUAUGGAAAUGGGAACGGAGGCGAAGAAUAA